ACAUCCGGGGCGGUGGGAGGAGCUUGUCCGGCGGGCGCCCUGUGUUUGUGUAUCGGUCGUAACGCGAGGCCGGGGACUGAGCGCGGCCUGGGGCCUGGUAGAGGAGCGCGGCCUGGGGCCUGGUAGAGGAGCGCGGCCUGGGGCCAUGGCGGAGGCGGGCUGACAGGAGGACCGCAGGGAAGGAUAAUGAGCACGUGCCGCUGGUGCACGCCGGGCGCUCCUGUCUCCGCGGAGCUGCUGACGAGUUACGCCGCCAGGAAGCUACAAAGCGAUGACCUCAUCGGAGCCAACGAUGACCUCUCCUACUGCAUGGAGUGCGUGGCGGAGUACCACCGGGUCCGGGAGCAGGCCCCGCACCUGCACAAGGCUCUGUGGAAGAUGGAAACGGCACGCAUCACCGCGCAUUUGGAGAAGUCUCUGCGGGAAGAGAUAGAGGACGACGAGGUGUUGUUGGUGGAAGAAGAUGGAGAGAAGCAGCUGUUUGGUUACGCCGGCCUCGAGAGUAACGUGCGGGUCCCUCUCCUCGAGAUCCUCAAGUAUCCGUACUUGUUGCUGGACAGACGCGUCUGUGAGCUCUGCGUUGACGCCUUGUGCAAGAUGGAGACUGUGAACAACCCUUUCCAAGUUUACGAGAAAGUGCCAGGGAUCUACCUCCUCCUUGUACACCCCAAUGAGAACAUCCGCCGUUGGGCCAUUCUGACUGCGAGGGCUCAGGGGAAGGUGGACCGGGAUGACUACUACGACCUGCAGGAAGUGUUUACCUGCCUGUUUAAGUUCAUUGAACUCGGCCUGUUUGAAAGUCCUGACAUUUACAGCAGUAGUGAGGUCGAAGAUGGAAAGCUCAUCCUCCUACCGGCUCACUUGUACGAUACCACCAAUUACAAGAACUACUGGCUAGGGGUCUGCAUGUUACUGACCGUCCUGGAGGAAGAGGCCAUGGACUCCUUGCUGCUGGGACCAGACAAGCAGAACGACUUCAUGCAAUCCAUCCUUUACAUGAUGGAGAAACGGACAGAUGAUGAAAGCACCAAUCCCUUUUGGCCUGCACUCCAUUGCUUCAUGAUCAUCCUCGAUCGCCUAGGGUCCAAGGUUUGGGGGCAACUGAUCGAUCCAAUCCAAGCAUUUCAAACCAUCAUCUCGAGCCCGAGCUAUAAUAACGAGAUCGAGAACAUAAGGAAGAGUUGUCAGAGGCUAGCCAAGGACCAUCCCGAUCCAGAGGAUGACGACGACGACGACUUGGUGUCGUGUAGUCAGAUGGUGUAUAACUUCAACAGUGAAAAACCCAAAAAGGACACUGGAUGGAAAAGUGCCAUUUGCCCGGACUAUUGUCCUAACAUGUACGAUGAUAUGCAAAGCUUGGCCAACAUUCUGCAGAGUGACACUGGCCAAGAUAUGAGAGUCCACAAUAGCACUUUCUUGUGGUUCAUACCCUAUGUCCAGUCAGUCAUGGACUUGAAAGACCUGGGGGUUGCUUACAUCAUGGAGGUUAUUCACCACCUGUACUCGGAAAUAAAGGAGGCCCUCAGUCAAAGAAGCCGUCCGUGUGACAAGGUCUCAGAACUUUUUAUCAGGGUCUUGGUUUCUAUCAUUGAACUGCAUAGAAGCAAAAAGUGCCUUCACUUGCUGUGGGUGAGCUCUCACAAGUGGGUCGAGGCCCUCAUCAAGGGCUCUCUGAUUCCAACCAAAGACAUGGCGGCACGGCCCAACUCGAGAAUCACCUCCACCACCUCACCCUUGUCGUCUUCACCGAACUCUCAGGCCCCAUCUUCUGUACAAUUUGCGUGCAUCCAGCUGAUCAGAAGCCUUUUGCGGGAGGGAUAUCAGCUGGGACAGAACUCUACUUGUAAGCAGUAUCUGGACAAACUCAAUCUCGUCAUCAGGGGAAAUGCUCUCUGGAACCUCGAGUCAGACAUUCAAGGUUUACAGAACUGCCUUAUUGAAAUUAUAAAGGUCAUCAAGAACAGGACAUCCAUGGCUCCUAAUUCCGCUCUGGAGCAAACGACCAUGAGCAAAGUUCAGUCUGUUCCUUUCAUCAAGACUGAAAGGAUUGACGAGGAUGAGGAUUGGUACGGGUGCACUAGUAGCUCUCCGCUUCCAUCUCUAGAUGUCCCUCCUGUUACUAUCAGGUCUGGAUGUAGCACUGGUUCUCCAUUACCAUCUCCAGAUAUCCAACCCACAGUUACCAGUAAGCCUUCACAACAUGGGGCAGAAGGGUUGCUUUUCCCAAUUAAAAAGGAACCUCAGGAGGUCCAAGCCAAAGGUUCUUCCUUGCAUGGGUCUGUUUUAAAGACUAACCUCAAAAAGCAACCGUUCAAUGAAAUUGGCCAAGAAAACACGCAGUGCAAAGAAAAGCCAGUGGGCUGGAAGUCAAAACUAAGUGAAGUCAUGGCAAAGUCUUCCAAUCGGAUAUGUAAAAAAGAGCCUUCAGCGUCUGAAAGUAAUGUUAGCAGCAGCUCUGAGGCACCCAGUGCAUUAAAACCAUGCUAUGUGCGCAUUAAAAAGGAGCCGGACUUGUGGCAGACAGCAAAAUCUUGUAACGGAAGUGAUGCCAAUGAAGAAAGUGACGAUGUUGAUGAUGAUAUACCUCUGAUACAAGUCAGAAAGUCCUUGCAUGAAAAGACGAAGGGCUCAGCUGCAGACAACCUCGCAGUUAGUGAACGGCUUCGAAGACUGACGUUAGAAAAUGAUCGAGCGUCCAACCUGGUGAAGAGGGAGCCCAGCAAUGAAGAGGCAGAAUAUAAUGAUUGCGUGAUGGAAGGCGAAGGAGAGGACGAUCUGCCAUUAUCUGAAAUCAAAAAAAGGUUGCUCCUAAAAAAGGGUAAGAAGUUGGCCGGCUCCAUGGUUGACCGGGAUCUUCCUCGUUCAGCUGCUCAAGAGUCGACCCCAUGCCAAGAGUUUGGCCUUAUAGAAAGGAAAGUUAAGGAAACGAGAAGAUCUUUGCCUUCUGACAAUUCCUCUGAUCCCAUCAUAAUCCUCUCUGACGAUUCUUCAGACGAAGAGCAGAAAGAUUUUCUUAAGUUUGUUAAAACCGAGAAAAGGGAAAGCGGCCAAGAAGCAAGAUCGUCUUCUUCAGCCAAGUUUAUGAAGACGAAAAGUGCCCAAAUAAAACAGGAACCGGCUAUAGAAGUUGUUGAUGAGUACAACUCCCAGUGUUUCGAGUUCGAAACAGAGGAUGAGAUUUAUUCAGCUUGGGAAGACCCGCAGUUACAGGAGGAAAAACCUGAUCUUUUAAGCAAAUGUAAAAAAACGGAAACUGACCAAACUCCUGAUGACGAUAUUGUAUCGGCUGAUAGACUUGAUCAGUGGGGAUAUGACACGGAUUAUAUAUGUGAUGAUGUAAUUGAAAAGGCAGCAGAAGAUGCGGAGAGGCAGUUCCAAGAAUCCUUAAAAGCUUCAAACGCUCAAACGGGAGGCGAAUGCAGCAACGAUAAACCUUCACAUGAGGGGACAAGUUUAGGUUGGUUUCAUGGGAAAAGUUCAAGGGAGGCCAAAACUAAAAAUCUUAAAUUUGAUUCUAGAAGUAAACCGCCCAAAAUGACCAAAGAAACGUCCUCGAUCAGGCCAAAGUCAAAAGCAGAGCUGUCUGCAAAGCAGAAUAAAGUUCCAAGUGUUAAAUCUACAAAAAACAAAAGCCCACGUAAGGCACAGGGACAAGUUAGAAAAUUCAGCAGCCCAGGCAAAGCAUCGCUUGCCGUGGUCCCACCGAAGAAAGUACGCAAGUGUCCUGAACAGUCUUCUACCGCCGAAAAACUUGGCCUGAAGAAGGGCCCUCGCAAAGCCUUUGACUUGUCCCAAAGGUCUCUCAAUAGCUUAACUGAACUACGUGAACACGGGAAGUCGGCAGGGUGUGUGGAACCCAAGAGGCAGAAGGCCAAACUCAUCUCUCCACAAUCCAUAAUGGUGAAGAGGAACAAGAAGAUGUUGGCUUGUCAAGACCUUCAGUUUUACCGUCAAACUAGACCGAAGGAUAUUGAAAAAAGACGGUCGAGUAGCAACUCUGAGAACAGCUUUCAAACUUCGGAGAAUCCUGCAAAGCCAGUGACAAAGCCGACGGAUGGCGAUUCCUCUUUACAGAGUAGAGCGGAGAAAAAGGAACAACUAAAUGGUACUUCAAGGAAAAGGGAAUCUUCUAGGAUGUCUCCAGAAGCUUCUACUAGCUCUAAAACAAGUGAGGAAGAUGACUGGAAUGACCUUCCGCAGACAAAGAUGGAUCCGCCUUCACCUUCUGAGCCGGCAAAGACGGAACUGGAGGAUUAUGAAGAAGAGGAUGAUGACCCUUUGUUUUUAACCCAAGCUGAUCCUCUUGAUAUGGACCUGUGCUCACAAGUAGAGUCUGAGAUCAUUCAAGAAAACAGGCCGUCCAUUGUGGAGGAGCAAGUGGCGCCCGUGCAAGAGGUGAACCAGACUUUGAAAUGCAAAUACGUGGACUGCUCAGAGCCCGUCCAAGCUCCAGCUUAUCAUUGUCCUAAGCAUAAUACUUCCGAGAAAACCGACGAUCACCUUUUCGUUAGACCCGGUUUGCCGCUAUCUCUCCAAAAACCUACGAAACCAGCCACCACCAAGGUUUUCAGUACGGAGACCGCUUCCAGAACUGCCAAUCUCACAAAGGACCUGGAAAAUAAUCCGAAGUAUCCAACGAUUCCAAAAUCUAAAGCUCAACUUCCAAAGCCCCCUCUGCCCAAACUAGUCUUGCCACAAAGAAGGCCACCGGCCCCCCUGACCACAAGCAGUGUUUUGCAGCCCCUCAUCAAUCAGAAUAACGUCCCACUUCUGCCCACAUCUAACAGUGGUCCAAAUAUCGGGAAGUCUUUCGUAGCUGGACGCUUGCCACAGCUGGACCAGGCCUGGCUCAUGCAGUUGGUUCUGCGCUGGAAAUAUGAAAUGUUUGACAACUUCCAGCAGUUCGGAGCCCCCAGUGACCUCUGCCCAUUACCACUGCUAAAUGUGCCUCUGAAGUUCUCCGGUUAUGAUGAUUAUUUUAAAGUCUUUUUCCCUUUGAUGCUCCAGAACGCCUUUGAAUCACUGGAGCAAGAAUGGAGAGAAAAGCGAAGGCCACAAAGUGCCCAUCCGUAUAAGCUCCACCUGCAGAAUUUCUGCCUGGACAGCCAGGUCAACCGGGGAGAAUUUCGAGCCUGGAUACGGGAUAAAGAUUUACACUUCCAGCAUCAUCCAAAGGAGGACGAUUUGGUGUUUCUGCUCACGUCGGAGCCUCCGGACGAACAUUCCCGAGAAGAAAGGGAGUCUUCCGCGUCACUGGUCUAUCAUAUGGGACAUGUCUUCAGAUUUAACCGCUCUCAGAAUACGCAGAACUUUGAGAGGGAGCAGUACUCGUUGUGUGACCUGUGCAUCCACACGCACGGAAAUCUGUCGGCGUUCCGCAAUCAGCAGGUGCAGUGCGUUAUAAUCGGCAGCUUUGUAACAACCCUGCGGCAGUUUAAAGCUCUGCUGCAGCUACAGAGGAACCCGCUGUUCAGACCGAUCAUUUAUCCCAACGCCACAGACCUCUCGCCGAAAGGCAGCGCUGAAAAUAUUCCCACCAGCUCCCUCCGCAGCCUGCGGGAAUAUAACCGUGACCAGAUGUCUGCCAUCGAACAGGCCUACGCCAUGGUGACGCAGCCUCCACGGUUUCCUAAGAUAUGUCUGAUCCACGGACCUCCAGGAACGGGCAAAUCCAAGACUAUAGUUGGCCUGUUGUUCAGAAUGCUUAUGGAGAAAAGGAACAGCGAUGUCCCGAAUCAGAACUUCAACGCCAAAAAUAAACGCAACCGAGUUCUGGUCUGUGCCCCGUCCAAUGCUGCGCUGGACGACCUGAUGAAAAAGAUCAUAUUGGAGUUCAAGGAAAAAUGUCACGACAAAAAGAACACGCUGGGAAACUGCGGCGACAUAAACCUGGUGCGUCUGGGGGCGGAGAAGACCAUAGAUUCUGACGUUGUCAAGUUCAGUCUGGAUUGCCAGGUCAACUACAGGCUGAACAGAGCUCAUCAGGAUCAUGGCAUUCUCCGGCAAAAGGAAGCGUUAGACAGACAGCUCGACCAGCUGUCCCGCCAGAGAGCGAUGGAGCGCUGCAACAAGCAAACCUAUCAAGAGCUGGAUCAGAAAAUGAACAGGCUGUCUAAAGAGCGGCAACGUCUGGCUAACGAUCUGCGAGAGCUGCGCAGGAGACCACAGGAGAUACAGCGGAAUAUCAUCCUAGAGUCCCACGUCAUCUGCUGCACGCUGAGCACGAGCGGGGGGGUGCUACUGGAGUCCGCCUUCAGGCAGCUGGGACACGAACCCUUCAGCUGUGUCAUCGUGGAUGAGGCCGGACAGUCGUGUGAGGUCGAGACCAUCAUCCCUCUUCUCCACAGAUGUACGAAACUAGUUUUGGUGGGAGACCCCAAGCAGCUGCCUCCCACCGUCAUCUCAACGAAAGCUGAAGACUUGGGCUACGGACAGUCCCUGAUGGCGCGGCUCUGUCGCCAGCUGGAGACUGCAGGCCAGGGUUCCCUCAUUUUGCAGCUGACGGUCCAGUACCGGAUGCACCCAGACAUCUGCCUCUUUCCAUCCAAGCAUUUCUACAAGCAAGUGCUGAAAACGGACCGAGCCACGGAAGAAGCGCGAUGUUCUUCAGAUUGGCCCUUCCAGCCAUACAUGGUGUUCGAUGUGACAGAUGGCUACGAAGUGAAAGAGAGGGAGUCGUUUGCCAACCCACAAGAGCUCAAGAUGGUUGUGGCACUGGUAAAGCUCAUCAAAAGCAAGAAAAAGGAAUUUACUUUCCGAAAUAUCGGCAUAAUCACCCCGUACCGCGCCCAGAAGAUGCAGAUCAUCGAACAGCUUCAGAGAGAAUUUGGAAAGGACUCGAGGCCAAGUGAAGUGGACACCGUUGAUGGAUUCCAGGGUCGCCAAAAGGACUGCAUCAUUGUGACGUGUGUUCGUGCCAACUUUGUUCAAGGGGCUAUUGGGUUCCUGGCGAGUCAACAGCGCUUGAAUGUGACCAUCACAAGGGCCAGGUUCAGUCUCUUCAUCUUGGGGAGCCUCCGAACCUUAAUGGAGAACAAGGACUGGAACAGCUUGAUUCAGGAUGCGAAGAAGCGAGGGGCUCUCUUCAAGACGAGAGAGGAAAAUUACCAGAAAGAUGUCAACAGGAUCCUGAAACUUAAAACCGCUGUCAGCCACUCAAGUAGGCCAGCGGUGGAGCGACAUGCGGCCGGCAGUCCUUCCAAUACAACGCCUGCAGAGACGCCUUCAAGAGAACAUGUGUUACCUCCUCAGCUGGCGGUCCAGCCACCCCAGCGGAUCAUAGUUCAUCCAGCCGUGGACAUUCGCCCAAUGCAGAGCCGAAUGACUGCUCCGGUGGCAUCUUCAGUGACGAGAGCGAAGCUUCCAGAUCCCAGGCUGGCCCGGCGGCAGAGCGAGGAGUCGAGAGAUUCCAGUCCCUCAAACUCUGGGGUGCAGAAUCUCCAGAGCCGUUCUCAGACCCACGUCUCCUCCUCCUCAUCAGUAACUGGAGUCAAGCGACCUUCAUAUCCCGCCCCUGGUGACCGGCCACCCCGCGGAGCACACCGCUUCUCCAGGGACCAGGACUAUCGGGACCCUAGCACACAGUUUGAUCAAAACCAGGAUGCAAAGAAGAGGAGGACAUCCUAGGACUAUUCGGAGUCUCACCCAGCGGGGUGGCAUGGGCAGGCCCGUGGACUGGACUUCCUUUUAUACACUGGUGGCAAGUAGUUUAGUGGCACUUUACAGUCCUGACACAACGUGAAUGACUAAAUGAGGUGUAAUCGCUGCACAAUGAAAUGUCUGCAGCUUCUUAGUUGAAAUCCUUACUGUUAUCAAAGAUCUCUGCUUGCUGUCAGUGGAUGGGAAUAUUCUUGUUUUAGGAUAGAUGGGCAUGGCAGAUUUGAACUUUUUCUGCAGGCUUCAGUCAGGUGAACCUGCCCUUAUAGGCAGAGCCUGACCCAGUUCUGCUUGCACAGCUGAUGAAGUUGGUACAGUGUACCAGUGUAGGGACAAGUAUUUAAAGGGAUAUUCUGGUAGUUAUUCCCCUUCCACAGCUUAACUAUUAGAUCGGUGGCGACACCCACUCAUCACAAGACUGAGGACCCUUUAACAACAGGGGUUCCUGUUCUUUUGGUAGGUAGGACCCAUAGGGAUAACAUCUCACAACCUAAAUACCCCUUUGACUCAUGGCAGAUUGCCUAAAUUAUCACAAGUCAGCCGGAGCAGGUUCUGGAUGUUUAUUCACUGACUGCAAACAGAGAUGUGUAUUAGAAAGUUGCAAAGCUUUUUGUUAUAAUAAAUACUUUAAGGAGACCUUUAAAAAAAAUAUAUAUUUUUUUUUUUGUAUAGUUCUGAUAUUUGCGUUUUAACACUUUCUAUGCAAGUGUGCUGUAGAUGAUCGCUCUGCGAGCUUCCCCACGCUACGUGGAGAAGUUUGUACAAUAAAUGUAUAAAUGGU
This is a messenger RNA of Bufo gargarizans (Asiatic toad), 8437 nucleotides long. It is a transcript of the gene SETX, whose product is annotated as senataxin. Gene Ontology annotation, cellular component: nuclear body. The record is from RefSeq and is a predicted model, not a curated record. Gene Ontology annotation, molecular function: helicase activity; transcription termination site sequence-specific DNA binding. NCBI's taxonomy places the organism in Eukaryota, Metazoa, Chordata, Amphibia, Anura, Bufonidae. Gene Ontology annotation, biological process: termination of RNA polymerase II transcription. The transcript has 25 exons. Bases 187 to 7626 code for a protein of 2479 amino acids.